AUGUCCAAUCAUGUGGCUCAUCUUGCCCCAAAGCCCAAGUUAUGGGGUUCUUGCCGUUUUUCCAUAGCGUUUUGUGUUUUUUUGGCUUCGGUUCAGAUGGCCAUGCUCAGGGAUAACCUCGGAAUAGCGUUGCUGUGCAUGUCGAAGCCUGUUGGGAACUUUACAUGCGAACCAAACGACGCCACUGUUAUACCCACUCUGCCGUGGAUUGAUCAAAAAAAGAAUUGCGAGUUCGAAUGGGACUCUGCGACUCGCGGACGAUUAUUGGGUUCGUUCAUGUACGGUUAUAUAUCGACGACAAUGGCGGGCGGCAUAAUUUCAAACAAUUACGGUGCUAAACUUCCGUUCAUGAUCGCAGURUACGGAAACAUCAUCUUUCAUAUGCUGUGCCCGUCAGCCGCGCUGAUACAUACGGAAUUGUUUUUCGCGUGCCGUUUUAUUCAAGGAAUGUUCGUGGGCUUGAUGGCCGGUCCGUUUUUCCAGUUGUUCAGCGCUUGGAUGUCGGAUGACGAGUCGUCGAUUCUGCUCAGUUUCGGCUUCAGCGGUUUCUCGUUCGGCACUAUUCUGAGUUAUCCGAUGAGCGGUUUUUUGUGCGGUUCCAAUGUUCACGGUUUCGGCGGAUGGUCUCUAAUAUUUUACGUACCAGCGAUCAUAUCCAUUUCGUUCAUAUUCUAUUUUCAUCGAUAUUUGUACGACGUACCUGACAACCACCCUAAAAUAUCUCCAGAAGAAUAUACAUAUCUAUUUCAAAACGUUGGUGUGUCCCAAGAGCCGCCAGUAAUACCGUGGUUGUCCAUAUUCACUUCAUUGCCAUUUAUCGCAUACAUGCUGUGUUACUCGGCAUUUUUGUGGAAUGUGUUCACCAUGAUGAACCUUAUGCCGAUGUAUUUGCAAACCAUGUUGGGUAUCCAAACCAGUGAGAGUGGAUAUUUGUAUUGCAUACCAUUUAUCUUGACGUUUUUAAUGCGAAAUUUUAACGCCAUAACAUAUCCUAUGGUCAAAGACUUUUCUGGACUGUCACACACCGCAUGCCGAAAACUAUAUUGUUGUUUUGGGUGCAUAAUGGUCAUUACAUCACUAUUGAGCAUAAUUUUUGAAGAGAACAUCACCAAAUUGCAUAUCAUGGUCGCAAUAUCAAUAAACUUGGCUUUAGGUGAUUUCGCUUACAGUGGAGGCUUCUUUCCUACACUCCUCGAUUUGGCUCCAAAUUAUGCUGGUUUGUUGUCCGGUUUGUCAACAUUUAUCGCAUUCUUGGUUGCUUGUCCAUCGACUUUAAUCAACAGCAUCAUUAUUAAACAAAACACCAGGGAAGAGUGGAAUACUGUUUUAUGGAUAAUUGUAGCUAUGUUUAUAUUCAUAAUGUGUUUUUAUUUAAUAUUUGGAUCAGCGUCAUUGCAAUUAUGGUCGAUUGACAAACUAGAAAUUCCCGAAAGAGGAACAUUCCGGACAACAUUAUUUAACGCAUCUAGAAGUAUGUCAGUUGCACGUCCCACACAUAUAUUUUAA
Messenger RNA from Diuraphis noxia (Russian wheat aphid), 1506 nucleotides. RefSeq names its product sialin-like. Gene Ontology annotation, cellular component: membrane. The record is from RefSeq and is a predicted model, not a curated record. NCBI's taxonomy places the organism in Eukaryota, Metazoa, Arthropoda, Insecta, Hemiptera, Aphididae. Gene Ontology annotation, molecular function: transmembrane transporter activity. Gene Ontology annotation, biological process: monoatomic anion transport; transmembrane transport.